AUGUCUGGUUGUCUGGACCAAAUCAGCUGCAACUGCAGUUUCGAUUUGGAAGGAAAGAGAAAUGCUAUAGCCUCCGUCGUAGCUGCUACUCUUUUUUCCGUUGCUUGGUGGCUCAUGAUCGACACGUCCGCUGUUUAUGGAAGGGCUGAUUGGAAUAAUGUUUACUAUAUCAUCACUGUGGGCAGCACCAUAGCCAUGUUCAUGGUCAAUGCUGUAUCAAACAGUCAAGUUCGCGGGGAAAGCCUUCAAGAAGGCCUGCUAGGAACAAAAGGAUCACGUCUUUGGCUGAUGGCGGCGUUCGUACUCUCUUUCGCUUCUCUGGUCGCAGCAACAUGGAUCCUAUUCAGCGACUAUGUCCUGUUGACGGGUGAUCAUCCUGUAUGGCCUGGAGUGGCUCUCUUUCUCACAAAUUUCAUCAUAUUUGCUUCCUCAUGUGUCUACAAAUUCGGUCGUACUGAAGAAAUGUGGGGUUAAGCUUAGAACCCACGACCAUGUAAAUUCAAAUUGCGCUCUGUGUCGAUGAUGUUAUAUCUACGAGCAUAAGUAUCA
Molecule: messenger RNA, 549 nt
Organism: Cylicocyclus nassatus
Lineage: Eukaryota; Metazoa; Nematoda; Chromadorea; Rhabditida; Strongylidae
Source: the annotation of a GenBank genome assembly